This is a messenger RNA of Somion occarium, 1059 nucleotides long. Lineage: Eukaryota; Fungi; Basidiomycota; Agaricomycetes; Polyporales; Cerrenaceae. The record is from the annotation of a GenBank genome assembly.
AAUGCUCUAUCCUUUUGGUUCCGAUGAUGUCUGACUUCAUUUCACGCAGCCUUGGCUGGGUAUCCGCCAAAGCACAAGAUAUUCUCCUUCGUAUCCUCGCUUCGGGCCCUGUUCCCAAACAUGUCGGCUUUAUCAUGGAUGGUAACCGUCGUUAUGCCCGCAUGCAUCAGCAGGAGGUGAAGGCGGGACACGCUGAAGGUUAUGUGGCGUUACGACGCGUUCUAGAGAUAUGUAUGCGAUUAAACAUCUGCUGUGUCUCCGUAUACGGAUUCUCGAUAGAGAACUUCAAGCGCUCACCUCAAGAAGUUGAAGACUUACUGUCACUGGUUCAGGAGAAGCUACUAGAGAUAUGUCAAUAUGGUGACUUGCUGGAUGAGCAUGGAAUACGCUUGAAUGUGAUCGGAAACAAGACUUUAUUCCCUCCUCGACUCCAAGCAGCGUCGCGCAAGGCGGAAGAAAUGACACGCAAGAACAACAGGGCCAUCCUCAAUCUUUGUAUGCCUUACACAUCGAGGGAUGAAAUCUUCACUGCAAUUCAAGAAACCAUUCAAGAGAAGUUGGAUUCGGAUUCUCCUUUCGGUGAAAUAACCGAAGACGACAUCGACGCUCACAUCAUGACGAACGCUGCUGGCAGCCCACCUCUUGAUAUUCUGGUCCGAACGAGUGGCGUUAAACGUCUCAGUGAUUAUCUCCUCUGGCAGGGAUGCGAAGACACCCAAAUCCAAUAUACAGAUGGGUACUGGCCUGAGUUCGGUCUGUGGGAUUUUAUCCCCAUCCUUCUCGACUAUCAGCGUAAAGCCUGGUCAACGCCUGCACAUGCGAGAGACUUGUCAUGACUCGGAAGGACAUAUAGCUCGGUUGAUAUACGCUGCGUUCCAUGUGGCUGUGUUUCAGAUCGUAUACCCGCUUAUCCAGCGCAAUGAUUACAUUGGUGCAGGAAACUCCACUUGUGUGGGCUUCCAACUGGUGGCCGAUUAAGGGUGAUAGCCGGUAUCCACCAAUUGUUGUGGACUAGCAUGAGACCCCCUGAAGAAAGCUGGCCUUCCAUCCUUAACGGCU